Molecule: messenger RNA, 969 nt
Organism: Morchella importuna
Lineage: Eukaryota; Fungi; Ascomycota; Pezizomycetes; Pezizales; Morchellaceae
Exons: 4
Coding region: 1-969 (322 amino acids)
Source: RefSeq, a predicted model, not a curated record
AUGGUGACAGAAGAAUCAGUUAAGCAUGCUGCACAGGAUGGCCAAUACCUUCCGAUGGAGGCCGAUCAUUCUUCGAUUGUGAAGUUUACAAACCGCUCCGAUCAGCAUUAUCAAAUUGUUCGUCGCAAGUUGUUAGAGAUCGCCCUUGAGAUAUCAAUAACCCCACCAAAAGUUUCAUGUGAGGAAAGAAUAAAGAUUUGCCACUGGCUUUCUUUGGGUCCAUUCGACGAGAAGCAUGUUGAGGUUAGCGGUAAAAGACAGGAAAAUACUGGCGGGUGGCUUCUCGCUCAUCAUCAAUUUAUAUCAUGGAUAGAUAACUCAGGGCCUCAGCUGCUAUGGGGCUGUGGAAUUCCUGGUGCCGGAAAGACAUUCCUUAGCUCCCUUGUGAUCGAUGAGCUUGAAAUCAGAUCAAUCAGAUGUACAAGCAUUGGCGUAGCCUAUGUUUACUUUAACUAUAAGGAUCAGAACCAACAAAUGCCAGUUACGAUUCUCCGCAGCCUCAUCAAACAGCUCAUAACCAGGCCUCACGCAUGCGCACUAGACUCUCCUAUCCCUCAAAAGGUUCAAUCGCUCUAUAAUAACAAUUGUGCAGCGGAAAGCACGCCAAAACUGGGAGAUUUGCGAGAUGCUCUUGUUGAGAGCCUCAAGUUAUUUACGCAGACUUUCUUUGUGUUUGAUGCAUUGGAUGAAUGUCAGAAACACGUUCGCAAAGACCUGUUGCCAUUGAUCCAUUGGAUUGCGGAUAGUGGGACUAGAAGCCGUCUUUAUCCUCAAGAUAUCCUGACUUCCCUAACCUCAACCGAUUCCAACCGUUACAUUCAGAGAUUGGAUAUUGAGGCCAAGGAGGAGGACGUCAUUAUUUACGUUGACAAAACAAUUCAGGAGCACAUUAAAGCUCGAGAUCUGAUCACGGGCGAUUUCAGAGCAAAGGUCAUUUCCAGGCUCGUGGGCGCAUGCAAAGGAAUAUAA